Messenger RNA from Psammomys obesus (fat sand rat), 1545 nucleotides. It is a transcript of the gene Pnliprp1, whose product is annotated as pancreatic lipase related protein 1. The coding region runs from base 88 to 1509 and encodes 473 amino acids. Gene Ontology annotation, molecular function: protein binding; triacylglycerol lipase activity. Gene Ontology annotation, biological process: lipid metabolic process. The transcript is spliced from 13 exons. Lineage: Eukaryota; Metazoa; Chordata; Mammalia; Rodentia; Muridae. The record is from RefSeq and is a predicted model, not a curated record.
CUGCUGGGUCUCAGGGGAGCAAGCACCUGGCUCCUCGGACCACAUCAGCCACCUUUGGUCUGCUCCUCCACCAGCCAAAAAGCAGAGAUGCUGGUCCUCUGGACAAUCCUGCUUCUCCUGCUGGGAGCAGCUCAUGGGAAAGACGUCUGCUAUAAUGACCUUGGAUGCUUUUCUGACACUGAGCCCUGGGCAGGGACAGCUAUCAGGCCCCUAAAACUUCUCCCUUGGAGCCCUGAGAAGAUCAACACCCGAUUCCUGCUCUACACCAAUGAGAACCCAAAUGCUUUCCAGCUUCUCCAGCUUUCUGACCCAUCCACCAUUGAGGCCUCCAAUUUUCAAGGGGCCAGGAAGAGCCGGUUCAUUAUCCAUGGCUUCGUAGACAAAGGAGACAAGGACUGGGCAACCGCCAUGUGCCAGAACAUGUUCCAAGUGGAGGAGGUGAACUGCAUCUGUGUGGACUGGAAGAGGGGCUCCCAGACGACCUACACGCAGGCCGCCAACAACGUGCGCGUAGUGGGGGCCCAGGUGGCUCAGAUGAUCGGCAUCCUCUCGACAAACUACAGCCACUCACCUUCCAAAGUCCACCUCAUUGGCCACAGCCUUGGAGCCCACGUGGCAGGGGAGGCAGGAAGUCGGACUCCAGGCCUAGGCAGGAUUACUGGACUGGAUCCUGUCGAAGCAAGUUUUGAAGGCACUCCUGCGGAGGUGCGGCUGGACCCCUCAGACGCUGACUUCGUUGAUGUGAUUCACACAGAUGCGGCUCCCCUGAUCCCAUUCUUGGGCUUUGGAACAAACCAAAUGGUGGGUCACCUUGACUUCUUUCCCAAUGGAGGACAGUACAUGCCCGGGUGCAAAAAGAACUCGCUGUCACAGAUUGUGGACAUAGAUGGCAUCUGGUCAGGAACCCGGGACUUCGUGGCCUGCAACCACCUGAGAAGCUACAAGUACUACCUGGAGAGCAUCCUCAGCCCCGACGGGUUUGCGGCGUACCCCUGCGCCUCCUACCGGGACUUUGAGUCUAACCAGUGCUUCCCCUGCCCGGCGGAAGGCUGCCCGCAGAUGGGCCACUACGCUGACAAGUAUGCUGGCAGGACAGAUGGGGAGCAGCAGAGGUUCUUCUUGAACACAGGGGAUGCCAAGAGCUUUGCACGCUGGAGGUACCGGGUCUCGCUGACCCUGUCCGGGAGAACGGUCACAGGGCAAGUCAAGGUGGCCCUGUUUGGAAGCAAAGGCAACACUCACCAGCACGACAUCUUCAGGGGCAUCAUCAGGCCAGGCGCUAUGCACUCCAGUGAGUUCGAUGCCAGGCUUGAUGUGGGGACAAUUGAGAAGGUCAAGUUUCUUUGGAAUAAUCACGUGGUAAACCCAAGCUUCCCCAAAGUGGGCGCAGCCAAGAUCACUGUGCAAAAGGGAGAGGAGCUGACAGAGCACAACUUCUGUAGUGCAGACACCGUGAGAGAAGACACUCUGCUCACUCUCAUGCCUUGCGAAACCCCAGACCCGGUGUGACCUCGUUAACACCAAUAAAAUCCUCUGCUGCACGUG